AGUUUCAUGUUUUGUGUUGGCGAGAAACCCCGGGGGGGUUUAGUGUGACAAGGUGUGUUUAUCAUUGUGGAGAAACCGGCAGCAGCAUCUGCACAUGCAACCCUAGACCUGCAUGUCACUCCUAGAGAAAAGAUCAGUCGUUUCUUACAGUUGAUGAGGUUCUAAAAUGCAAUCCAUGUCAAAUGCACCCAGAUACAAGAUAGAUGAUCAAUAACAUUAAUAAACGGUAUAUUUAGAAGUUUUACUUUGUAUGUAUUCGCAGUAGUGCAGUGUGGGCGCAGUAGCACCAUCUAGUGGCCGUAAGUGAGAAUCGCUGGUUGUUGACGUCAUCGCAUGGCGACAGCAUCUCAUCAGCUGGGCAGACUUCUUCAGAAUCGUGCUGUUGCUAUUGCAUUCGCCUCAUAAAAAGUGUCGUAUCCAACGACGGAAAGCAUAAAUCGACCAUCCGCGGUGUGUGAAACCACGGUCCCGAAGGUCAAUAGAGAAUAAACAUGCAGCCAGUGGUCCAUAGAUGAAGCUCGUCCUCAUCCUCACAUGUCGCUGAUGGUCGUGUGUUUACAUGUGUUGUCGUCGACAUGACUAAACUCCACGAGGUCAAGUUUCCAGCCGAGUGCAAAUCUCUCCCCGAUGGCUUCUGGUCCGCCGUGGACGUGUGGAUCAAGAAGCCCCACGUAGUAAACAAACGUCUGUGCGGAGCCACGGAGACCCCGUCCGAGGAGGUGGGCACUGAGAACCUGGGGGUGCUGCUGGACCCCAAGUCGACAGACUCCCAUGACGUGCUGUCCUUCUUGACCAGGGGGCAAUCCACCGCACUGACGCACGACCAGGAGAACACCUGGACGUUCAGUGUGCGGACGUUUAUCCCGAAAGUAAACUGCUAUGGAUCCACUUCACAUAAAGAGUUUGUGCUGAAAGACUUUGAUAGACUUCAGGUGACGUUCGUUCCCUUCGAAGAGGAUGCGUCAGGGGAAGUGUGUCAGAAGAUUGGCAACGUUUAUCAGAUCAGUCUGGUCCAAAGGGACAACGAAGAAUGGUUCCUGGAGCUGCGGGUGCUGGCGGCGGCAGACUGGGCCUGCGACGGGGUGGCCUACCCCAGGCUGGUGUGGCUGUGCUCCACCCUGCUCCCGCGGCUCCUCCGCUGGGCGGCGGAGCCCGCGGCCAGCCAGUUCAAGAGCACGCUGUCCCUGCUGCCCGUGGAGAAGUACGGCUGCGUGUACCAGCAGCUCAAGGAGAAGUACCGCGCCAUGGUCAAGGUCUGGCCUGAAGUGACGGAUCCAGAGAAGUUUGUCUACGAGGAUGUUGCAAUCGCUACGUAUCUGUUGGUUCUCUGGGGCGAGGAGCGGGCGGAGAGAGGCGUGACGGAGAAGCAGUCGUUUGUGGACCUGGGCUGUGGCAACGGCCUGCUGGUGCACAUACUGUCCAACGAAGGGCACCCGGGGAAGGGCAUCGACGUGCGCAGGAGAAAGAUCUGGGACAUGUACGGGCCUCAGACCUGCCUCGAGGAAAAGGCAAUCACUCCCGGAGAGGGUUUCUUAUUCCCGGCCACUGAUUGGCUGAUUGGGAACCACUCAGACGAGCUGACGCCCUGGAUCCCGGUGAUGGCAGCCAGGUCGUCGUUCGCGUGCCGCUACUUCGUGCUGCCCUGCUGCUUCUUCGACUUCUACGGAAAGUUCCAGAGGCGGCGGUGCGGUACGUCCCAGUACAAGGAGUACAUCGACUACAUCGCCGAGGUCAGCCGGGCCAGCGGCUUCCACACGGACGAGGACUGCCUGAGGAUCCCCUCCACCAAGCGGGUUUGCCUGGUGGGGAAGUCCCGGAGCUACGCCCCGUGUGACGCGGAGCAGGCGGAGGAGCGCAGGGCCAGCUACAUCCAGAGCCGUCGCUCCAGCUCCGGAUCCGGUUCGGUCGUCCCGCCCCGCCCGCCGAGCGCCACGGACGGAGACGGCGGUGACCACGACGACGACGACGGCGGCCGCGGCGGCGUGGGCCCGGGUGAUGGCGAACACGGCGGCGGCGGCGGCGGCGGCGGCUGCCAUGACAACGGCGACCCGGAGCCGGCCGGGCCCCCCGGGAACGACUGGGGAGCCGGGUUCCAGCCGCGGGAGCGGGUGGAGAAGGUGCGGAACUGCGCGGCGCUGCCCCGGGACUUUGUGGACGGCGUGGUGCUGCGCGUGGCCAAGGCUCUGCUGGGAUUGGCCGAGGACGACGGCGGCGGCCCGCCCACUCCCACGCCCGCCGCCGCCGCCGCCGCCGCCGCCGCCGCCGCCGUCGUCUGGAACCCCGGAGAGAGCAUGUCCGUGCGGGAGGUGGCUGAGCUGCUGGACCACGGUACCCUGCUGAGGCUGAAGAGCGAGUGUGGGGGUCUCCAGACCCUCCUGAAGAACAACCACCAGGUGUUCAGAGUGGAAGGUGGGCGGGUCCACAUCCGGGACUGGCGGGCGGGGUCUGAGGAGCGGGGCCGGGCGGAGUCUAAGCGCGGCCGGCCGGUAGCCAGCGGCGCUCUCAAGACGCGCUCCUGCUGGUUCCACUCCCAACACCCCCAGGGCUGCCCCCUAGAGGCCGCUCAGUGCUGCUUCGCCCACGGGCCCCAGGACCUGCGGCCCUCCACCAAACCACUGAAGAAGAUGAAGUGGUCGGCGGUUUGAUUUGCAGAUGUUUUUAAUUUUUUUUAGGAUUAGUUUCCAAAGACUCUAGGGUUGCUUUGUGAUUUUUUUUAUUUUUUAAUUUUGGUUGUAUUUGAUGCGUUUUUUAUUUUGGUGCGCCGGAGUGUGUGCGGAUUGGUCCGGAACCUUCGAAGGAACACGUCCAGCGAGGAGACCCUGACUUCGUUAUCGUCGCUCACGUAAAUUAUUUUUCAAAUGCUUUCCGCAAUAUGAAGCGUUAGGCUGCCUGGUGGCGUCUCGCCAACUUCGCCGACGUUUUAAGUUUUUCUUCUUUCUUAGAAAUUAUGGAAUGUACCGGUCACCCAUUAUCCACCCGAAUCACCCUGUUGCUAUGAUACAAGAUUACAAUUUGUUGAGCCAGAUAUGAAAUAAAAAAAACAACAACCUCCUGAU
Messenger RNA from Gadus chalcogrammus (walleye pollock), 3056 nucleotides. It is a transcript of the gene trmt44, whose product is annotated as tRNA methyltransferase 44 homolog. Bases 576 to 2645 code for a protein of 689 amino acids. NCBI's taxonomy places the organism in Eukaryota, Metazoa, Chordata, Actinopteri, Gadiformes, Gadidae. The record is from RefSeq and is a predicted model, not a curated record. Gene Ontology annotation, molecular function: metal ion binding; tRNA (uridine) methyltransferase activity. The transcript is spliced from 11 exons. Gene Ontology annotation, biological process: tRNA methylation.